AAUUUUGGAGGUUUUAAAACGAAGACUUUCUGAGAUAAUCUUCUGCCGGAUUCGCGCAUUUUGGAUUCUGCCUUUUCAUUUCCGAAGAGCUACUGCUGCUUUGCUUCCCUGUUCAUUGAACCUCGACAGAGAGAGAGAGAGAGAGAGAGAGAGGGAGGGAGGAGCUAGGGUUUUUGUUGCCAGGGUUUUGUAGCAUAGAACAUGGAGAGAUACAGGGAGAAUAACAACUCUGAAAUGUCGGCUUCAACGGCCGGUCAAAUCCGUACGAGUCCCGACAGCAGCAAGAGACCUGGUAUUCCUCCUUCGCAUCCAAACAAUCCGGCAACCUUUGCUUAUGUCCAGGCAGCAGGGUCUCGUUUAGGUUGUCAGCAACUUAGUUCAAGGAAUUCAAACCCAGGUCCAUCCCAUUCUCGGUCCCUGUCUCAGCCCCCAUUUUUUUCCCUCGACUCCUUACCUCCCUUAAGCCCGUCGCCCUUCAAGGGCUCGUCUAUUUCUCCGACUUCUGAGCUCGGGUCAUUGGAUGUGUCAAUGGAGGAUAAGUCAGGGAGUAUCAGCGGACAGCAGUUGCCUUGGCCAUUUUCUAGAAGCAAUGAGUAUGAGACUUCUGCUAUUUUGAAUAGACUGCCUCCUCGUAAGGGCCAUAGGCGGUCAAGCAGUGAUACACCAUUAGGGUUUUUGGGUAUGGUUCAUUCUUCGUCGUCACCGAAUUCCGUACAUCUUGGAAACAUGGGAAUGAUGAAUCGGCUGGUCCCAAGUUCGAAAGUGGAGAAGCCGAUACAGUUGGUGAAACGGGAAUCUGAGUGGAGUGGUGAUGGUAGGAGUGUGGCUGAAGGGAUAGGCGAGAGGAAACUGGAAGGGGAGCUAACUGAUGAUUUGGUCGAUGCUUACAUGAGCCUGGAUAAUAUCGGCUCUCUAAGCUCGGGAGCCACUGAAGAAAAGGAUUUGGACAGCAGAGCGAGUGGUUCAAAGACAAAUGGAGGAGGAGAUAGCAGUGAUAACGAGGUUGAAAGUGCUGCAUCGAGGAGGAGGGAAGGGAUAAAGAGGACUGCUAGUGGAGAUGUUGUGCCAACUGGACGGCACCAAAGAAGCGUUUCGGUGGAUAGCUACAUGGGGGCAGAUUUUCUUUUCGACGAUGCAUCUCUAAAGGCUUCUCCUCCUCCAUUGGGAACUCAAGCUGGUCAACAGUUUCCGAGUGAAUCGGGUUUGAAAAACUUGAACUUUGAGUUUGCAAGAGGAGAGUUCAGUCAAGCAGAACUGAAGAAGAUCAUGGAGGAUGAGAAGCUCGCUGAAAUUGCGUCAUCAGAUCCCAAACGUGCCAAGAGGGUUUUGGCUAAUCGUCAAUCUGCUGCUCGUUCAAAGGAGCGUAAGUUGCGUUAUAUUGCUGAACUGGAACAUAAAGUGCAGACCCUACAGACAGAAGCCACCACCUUGUCUGCUCAACUUACAAUAUUGCAGAGAGAUUCAGCUGGACUUGCUAAUCAAAACAAUGAGUUGAAAUUCCGGCUUCAGGCCAUGGAACAACAGGCACAACUCAAAGACGCGUUGAACGAGGCGUUGGCUACGGAAGUUCAGAGGCUGAAGAUAGAGUCAAUGGCGGCAGAGUUCGGCGGGGAGAACCAUAUCUCGGACCAAAUGGCUCGACAGCUCUCCAUUCAGUCUGGUGUGCUCCCAACUCAAUCUCACAACAACAUCUAUCAACAGCACCACCAGACUCAUCAGAGUCCACAGACCGAACAGGGAAGCUCGGAGGAAGUAAAAGAGCCCUUGUAAGUUGUUCCAGAUAUGUUUUUCUUUGUUUUCAGACAGGGCGAAUCUGAUCCAACACUUUCAGUUCAGAGUCUCUUUUGUUCUCUGGGGAUUAUUAGCUUCCUAGUUUGUUUAUUUGUCUUAACUCCGUUGCCUUAAUUUUUUGUUGUCGCAAGAUAACCUGAAUUGUCUGUCUCUGUAUGUGUAUGCUCAUUUUUAAAUGAUAUUCGUUUUAUCUUUC
Tarenaya hassleriana is the source of this 1987-nucleotide messenger RNA. Its product is annotated as probable transcription factor PosF21. Gene Ontology annotation, molecular function: DNA-binding transcription factor activity. The record is from RefSeq and is a predicted model, not a curated record. The transcript is spliced from 5 exons. Gene Ontology annotation, biological process: regulation of DNA-templated transcription. Lineage: Eukaryota; Viridiplantae; Streptophyta; Magnoliopsida; Brassicales; Cleomaceae. Gene Ontology annotation, cellular component: nucleus. Bases 202 to 1770 code for a protein of 522 amino acids.